This is a messenger RNA of Paracoccidioides brasiliensis Pb18, 540 nucleotides long. RefSeq lists its product as uncharacterized. The transcript has 3 exons. The coding region runs from base 1 to 540 and encodes 179 amino acids. The record is from RefSeq and is a predicted model, not a curated record.
AUGACUCCCUCUUCAAUUUUCAGUUUUGCAUCCAUGUAUGCGGAUAACAUAUAUGUUGGCUUAAUUAUCGAUCAGGAUCGGCCUUCACCGAGCCAAUGGGUGGCCAGUUGCGACCAUUCGGCCGCUACUCGGCUACGAUGCAGGGGAACAAUGCUCAGCAGAGUCAGCAAUCGACAAAACAGCUCGUGCAAGCAAAUCGGGAAGGAGAAUGGGCAGAGCCGCUUAUGCCAUAUUAAAACUGAUAUAGCCAGAAAUGGUGUGAAUCCCCACCGCAGCAACGACUUCGUCCGGCGUUCGGUGAUGUUUAGCAAAAGUGGCAUCACAAGACACGUCAGAUUUUGUCUCUUGACCUUCAUUCAAUCUGUGUUACGGCAGGGAAAUAUCAACUCUGUCAUUAACGGGCAGAGCGGACAAGAGGUGACUGGCGACACCAUCAUCCUAGACCCACGGAAACCGAUGCAGGCCAUUAUCGUCGCAGACCGGAGCGCUCUCAAUUCCGAGAGGGAGCGGAGCUCGCUGAUCGAUUUCGCGAUCGAUUAA